Microdochium trichocladiopsis is the source of this 898-nucleotide messenger RNA. RefSeq lists its product as uncharacterized. The record is from RefSeq and is a predicted model, not a curated record. Bases 188 to 850 code for a protein of 220 amino acids. The transcript is spliced from 2 exons. NCBI's taxonomy places the organism in Eukaryota, Fungi, Ascomycota, Sordariomycetes, Xylariales, Microdochiaceae.
CUCCGGGGCGCAAGGCGCCUGGUCAGCCAGAUUCGCGCAGACCGCCCCCGAAACAACAUUUGACUUUGACCGCCUUCGCUCAAGCGUGCAGGAUGCCGUGCAACACUGAGUGUGCGCUCCAAUCAGCUGUCGUCUUGCCAUAAUCAUCACGAAGAAACCAAGGGCUUCAAGUUUAGCAGCAGCGCGCAUGCUGAGCGCAACAGUGAGCACCAUCAGUCUACAUGGCAGGUAUCAGGCGUCUACACGAGGUACCACGAACUGGCCAGGUCUUCUCCUCCGCACAAGUGCCCAUUCAUACCCAUACCAUACAUCAUUAGGUCUACAGGCGACUACCUUCACCAUCGGGAUAGAAUUGCGCUUGCCGUUUAUCCGCUUUGAAUUGUUGGAGAGCUCGAGGAGCACUAGGAUAACCCCUUCCCUCUGCAUCGUCCAGAGACACUCAGGCCCUCGAUGCCGAAUCUACUUUACAGAGUCUCGUCAUCCCAAUGUGGUCCUCUGUCUUCGACUGGACCUGCGCGCUCCAUCUUGCUGCUGUCUGCUGUUGCUGUUUGAGAUGCAUAUACCAACUGCCACCUCUUUCUCAUUGCCGUAUAAACGAAUGCCGGCAGGUUGUCAAAAACCCAAUUUGUUUUUGCCCCUGCACCUUUGCUCCGAGAACUCCGUGAGCCCAAAAUGUUGCUCAUCCCCAAAGGAAUCUAGAAUGCCAAAAGAUAACCAGAUGCCAUGCCAUGCCAUGCGUACUAGGGUCAUGUGCUCUAUAUACACAGCGCGUCUCGAGAUGGCGCACUGCGUAGAAACAAGGUCGUUAAAAAUGACUGUCGGCAAAGCCGACAAAGCCCGAGGCUGGUGAGAAUUGAAGAAACGAGAAGUCGGUAGCCCUCCAAGAAGCCGCUUGGUU